Messenger RNA from Oncorhynchus tshawytscha (Chinook salmon), 4022 nucleotides. Its product is annotated as LARGE xylosyl- and glucuronyltransferase 2. Lineage: Eukaryota; Metazoa; Chordata; Actinopteri; Salmoniformes; Salmonidae. Bases 338 to 2593 code for a protein of 751 amino acids. The transcript is spliced from 14 exons. The record is from RefSeq and is a predicted model, not a curated record. Gene Ontology annotation, molecular function: glucuronosyltransferase activity; xylosyltransferase activity. Gene Ontology annotation, biological process: protein O-linked glycosylation via mannose.
GAAAGCGUGGCUGUCCACAACAACGUGGAGUUGCAGCUACACGCUUGGUAGACACUUGACACACAGAGAGGAAACGAUUGGAGCUUACACAAACACGCCGGUCGAAAGAAUGUGCAAAGGUCACAGCGGCUUUUCACUAUCGACUGUGUGGGUCUGUGUUUGUCCACUCGGUGUGUAUGCCGGCUUUGUUUUCACCGUCAGCUGUCAAUGUUCUUGUCAGACCUACAAGCACGUCUCACAGAUGGAAAGAUGAGAGGAUGCAGCAGGAAGUGGAUGUGAGACUGAGCCCCACCUGAGCCCUCACCACCCGCCCCCGCCCCCUCCCGGCCGUCCCAUCAUGCACAUGCCGUUUCGAGGUCGUCUGAAGCUGCUGGUGGCAUCUCUGACCGCCGUCAUCCUGCUCACCUGGCUCUACCUGCUGGCUGGGAACCUGGAGAAUGGGCGUUCUCUCCUCCUGUCCCCCUGUUUGUCAGAGACCCCCGAGGCACGGGUCCUAGAGCGGGCGGUUCUAGAGUCGCGGGUGCGCGAGAUGGAGGAGGAGAACCGGCAGAUCCGCCUGCAGCUCAGCCAAUUGCAGGGCACGGCCGGCCAGCCCGCCGACGGUGGUAACUAUGGCAACGCGGCGUGGGGGGCGUCAGCUGACACUGGGCCCGAGGAUGUGGAGAACACGGCGGAGGAGAGAGCCAAUCACACAGAGUGUCCCCGUUCGCCCACCGUACUGAAGUGUGAGCUGAUCCAUGUAGCGUGCGUGUGUGCCGGUCACAACGCCAGCAGAGAUGUGGUCACCCUGGUCAAGUCCAUCCUGUUCCACAGGAAAAACCCUCUCCAUUUCCACUUCAUCACAGACGCAGUAGCCAAUCAGAUCCUGAGUUCUCUGUUCCAGUCCUGGAUGGUUCCAUCUGUACAAGUUAGCUUCUACGACGCAGAUGAACUCAAGUCUGAGGUGUCAUGGAUACCUAACAAGCACUACUCAGGUAUCUACGGCCUGAUGAAGCUGACCCUAACCAAAGCGCUGCCCUCUGACCUCACAAAGGUCAUAGUCCUGGAUACGGACAUCACCUUCGCCACCGACAUCGCUGAGCUCUGGGCCAUCUUCAGGAAGUUCACUGACAAGCAGGUGAUAGGUCUGGUGGAGAACCAGAGUGACUGGUACCUGGGGAACCUGUGGAAGAACCAUAAACCCUGGCCCGCCCUGGGACGAGGCUUCAACACUGGGGUCAUCCUGCUCUACCUGGAGAGGCUGCGACGGAUUGGCUGGGAGCAGAUGUGGAGGCUGACCGCCGAGAGAGAGCUAAUGAGCAUGCUCAGUACCUCGCUGGCUGACCAGGACAUCUUUAAUGUGUUCAUUAAGCAGAACCCAGUCCUAGUGCAUCAGCUGCCCUGCUUCUGGAACGUUCAGCUGUCUGACCACACACGCUCCGAACAGUGCUACACAGAGGUGUCUGACCUCAAGGUGAUCCACUGGAACUCUCCUAAGAAACUUCGUGUGAAGAACAAGCAUGUGGAGUUCUUCAGGAACCUCUACCUAACCUUCCUAGAGUACGAUGGGAACCUACUGAGACGAGAGCUGUUUGGCUGCCCCAGCCAUGCCACCUCAGAGAGUGUACAAUUACAAGGAGCUCUGGAGGAGCUGGAUGAAGACGACCAGUGUUAUGACUUCCGGCGGGAGCGAAUCACAGUGCACCGCGUGCACCUCUACUUUCUGCAGUACGAGUACACGCCCACCGGGGACGACACGGACGUCACGCUGGUCGCACAGCUCUCCAUGGACAGGUUACAGAUGCUGGAGGCCAUAUGUAAACACUGGGAAGGCCCUAUCAGCUUGGCCUUGUACAUGUCAGACGCCGAGGCCCAACAGUUCCUGCGUUACGCCCAGGCCUCCGAGGUGCUGAAGAACCGUAAGAACGUGGGAUACCAUAUCGUUUACAAGGAGGGACAGUUCUACCCUGUCAACCUGGUGAGAAAUGUGGCCCUGAGGAACGCCAACACACCUUAUGUGUUCCUGGCAGACGUGGACUUCCUGCCCAUGUACGGCCUCUAUGAUUACCUCAGAAAGUCAGUGGUCCAGUUAGACAUGGCCAACACUAAGAAGGCUCUGGUGGUACCGGCCUUUGAGACUCUGCGCUACCGCCUCUCCUUUCCCAAAUCCAAAGCCGAGCUGCUCUCCAUGCUGGACAUGGGGACCCUCUACACCUUCAGGUAUCACGUUUGGACCAAGGGCCAUGCUCCUACCAACUACGCCAAGUGGCGGACAGCCACCACGCCCUAUAAGGUGGAGUGGGAGGUAGAUUUUGAGCCCUAUGUGGUGGUGAAGCGGGACUGCCCUGAGUAUGACCAGCGCUUUGUGGGCUUUGGCUGGAACAAGGUCUCCCAUAUCAUGGAGCUGGAUGCACAGGAGUACGACCUGAUGGUUCUGCCCAAUGCGUUCAUGAUCCACAUGCCACACGCACCCAGCUUCGACAUCUCCAAGUUUCGCUCCAGCCCGGGCUACCGCUACUGCCUGCAGACCCUGAAAGAAGAGUUCCACCAAGACCUGUCCCGGAAGUACGGCGCAGCCGCCCUCAAGUACCUCACUGCUCAGAGGAACAUCUAAACCAGGACUCCCAAGGGCCACUGGGCUCCAUAUCUAGGGCCCCAACGGCCCUACUGACACCCAUGCUGCUCCCUGGCAAGUCUGAAGGGGUUUGGGAAUAUUGGCAACUAUCCUCCAAUAUCUCGACUAAUCUUGGAUAUCAAGAUGGAGCUUUAAAGUCUUGUAGAAAUUUCUGGAGAUGUGUUAAACUUUCUGGGGUGGUUUGGGCUGGGAUGAACCACCCAACUAUGCUAGAAUGGAUUAUGGCCCAAACUGGAGUAAAAAAAUGAACCAAACAGAACAGACAUGACAGUUGUCGCAAGAUGUUGGGCUCACUGGGAAGACGUUCCUCUGAGAGGGAUGAGUGGUUGACUGCUUUAAGCCAGGGAGUAAGUGAUGAUUAUCAUGAUUUGUUCUGACAAUCAGGGCCUUUUCUGAGGAAAAUACAUUUCAAACCAAUACGACCACAUGGGAUAUCUGUACCUGGAACUCAAGGACAGGACAUUUGGGAAACACAGAACUGAAAGAAAGGGAAGUUGCAUCUUCCCUGGUCUCUUCAAGGGGACGAAUCGGAAUCACGUUCGGAGUGACCAAUCGAACUGGAUAAACGUUUAAGCCUUAUAAUUUUCCAUUAUAUUUAAUAAGAUAUUUAAUGAUAUCAGUAUUUUUCUCAAUGUAAAUGAUUAGCAAUUAAUAGCAAACAAAUAUGGCAUAUAUAUGUUUUGAUUAUGAUGUUGCAUUAUAAUUACAUUCUAUUUCCUUUCUCUAUUUUUGGGUUCCCCUGAAAGGAAAGAGUAUGUCCUUGUUUGAAAGCCUCUGAAGAAUUGAGCGGGGAGAAUAGCCAGGCAUCAUGGUUAAACUGGACAUUGUGUAUGUGUGUGCACUCACUGACUAAAUGAGCUGCUCACUAAGUCACCAUGCUAUGUCAUACUACAUUCUUACCACUCAAUGUCAUAUACUUUUCUCUUUCCUCUACAUCAUACUAAUAUCAUCAUGCAUCUAAAUAAUAUAUACACACAGUAUCAGUCAAAAGUUUGGCCAGACAUACUCAUUCAAGGGUUUUUCUUUAUUUUGACUAUAUUCUACAUAGUAGAAGAAUAUAGUGAAGACGUUAAAACUAUGAACCAGCACAUAUGGAAACAUGUAGUAACCAAAAAAGUGUUAAACAAAUCCAAAUAUAUUUGAUAUUUCAGAUUCUUUAAAGUAGCCACCCUUUGCCUUGAUGACAGCUUUGCACACUCUUGGCAUUCUCUCAACCAGCUUCAUGAGGUAGUCACCUGGAAUGCAUGGAGGAUGGGGAAUAAUUUAGGUGUACCUAAUUUGUGGAAUAAAUUUUCUUCUUAAUGCGUUUGAGCCAAUCAGUUGUGACAAGGUAGGGGUGGUAUACAGAAGAUAGCCCUAUUUGGUAAAAGAAAAAGUUCAUAUUAUGGAAAGAACAGCUUAAAUAAGC